CAUUCGCCAUCAUCAUUCGCAUUUUCCGAUUCGCAUUUACGCCUCUGCGUACAUAAUUUUCUAUUAGGAAACUGGUUUAGUUGCCCUGGCAUAAUACUGAACAAAAACAAACACAAAACCUAUAAGCAAACCAAGUGAAGUCAUCACUCGUCACGUCAGUCAUCUCGAAUUUGAAUUUCUAUUCUGUUUGUUAUUGAUUGUUUUUAAUUGAACUUAAACAAAAUGUUGAUAACUCGCGUUGCUCCCUCAUUGGCAAAAAUAACUCAGUCGCAGCUCCGAUGUGCUUCUUACCCAUCUGUGCUCCUGCGGUCUGUAAACAAAAUGGCAACAGUUAACAAAAUGUCAACAAGUGUACUUGGAAGGGAGCCAAACAAUCAAUCAGACUCUGCACUUUUAAUGAGAUCACACAACUCAACCAUUUGCAAAUCCUAUUCGACAAAACAACCCGAACUUCCAUCGAAGCAAGAACUUGAAAAGUAUUUUUUCAAAGUAACUGUUGUGAUUUGGGAUUUGAUGUGGGCGAUCAUGAUGUGGUCAUGGAGCAUGUGCAGGAAGCACAUCAUCAAUAAUCCGUCUGUCCAGUCAAAUUGGAAGACAUUCAAUGAGAAACUUGAGGAAGCUCGAAAGAAUUAAGAACUCUUAAUUUUGCAUUUUUGUUUUUGUUGCUUAAUCAAACUUCAUAGAACUGAGAAAUGGAGUUUCUAUGAGCUCUACUAAUCGCAACAAAACAAUUUAUUGUUAUUAUUUUUAUAGCUAACAUUACAAGAUUAUUAAACUUUCGUUUGUUUUAAUUUAAAACUAUAACAAAAA
Eupeodes corollae is the source of this 810-nucleotide messenger RNA. RefSeq lists its product as uncharacterized. The record is from RefSeq and is a predicted model, not a curated record. Bases 223 to 633 code for a protein of 136 amino acids. The transcript has 2 exons. NCBI's taxonomy places the organism in Eukaryota, Metazoa, Arthropoda, Insecta, Diptera, Syrphidae.